Sporothrix schenckii 1099-18 is the source of this 339-nucleotide messenger RNA. RefSeq lists its product as uncharacterized. Gene Ontology annotation, molecular function: alpha-1,6-mannosyltransferase activity; GPI mannosyltransferase activity. The transcript has a single exon. Gene Ontology annotation, biological process: GPI anchor biosynthetic process. The coding region runs from base 1 to 339 and encodes 112 amino acids. Lineage: Eukaryota; Fungi; Ascomycota; Sordariomycetes; Ophiostomatales; Ophiostomataceae. Gene Ontology annotation, cellular component: mannosyltransferase complex; endoplasmic reticulum membrane. The record is from RefSeq and is a predicted model, not a curated record.
AUGACACGCUCGGGUCUUGAUCUGUGGCAGGCCGCGAGCAAAACGAAGAACGACGCCAACAAGAAGCAAGAGAACGAAGGCACACUUGCCCCUCGUCUUGCCCCGCUCCUGCAGUCCAUGGCCGCAUCCCAGCUGCUGCUCGCUUUCAUGGCGUUUACCAGCUACCACGUCCAGAUCGUGUCGCGGCUGUCGACGGCGUACCCGGUGUGGUACUGGUGGCUGGCGCAGGGCCUCAGUGGCGGUCCGCGGUCCAAUUUAGCCGGCGGACUUGUCGUCUUCAUCGUCAUGUAUGCAUCGAUACAAGGCAUGUUGUUCGCGUCGUUCCUGCCGCCAGCAUAG